Molecule: messenger RNA, 1016 nt
Organism: Polyodon spathula (Mississippi paddlefish)
Lineage: Eukaryota; Metazoa; Chordata; Actinopteri; Acipenseriformes; Polyodontidae
Product: immunoglobulin lambda-1 light chain-like
Exons: 4
Coding region: 129-737 (202 amino acids)
Source: RefSeq, a predicted model, not a curated record
AUAAUGCAGGUUUUUGUUUUUUAUAUGUUUUUGGAUAGAUAGUUUUAAGAAUUAAAAAUAAGAGAUUGGUAUCAUGAACAUAUGUACACUUCAGUGUAGGUUAUAUAUAGAGAGACUUUACAUUUGCAAUGGGCAUAAUUUUUUGUAUUAUGCUAUAUCACUGUGAUAGCAACAGGAUAAAGCACUUUGGAGCGGGCACCAAACUUAUUGUUUCAGACACACCGCUGAAGAAGCCUACACUGACUGUGUUCCCCCCUUUCUCUAAAAAUGGUCAAGUCACGCUGGUCUGCCUGGCACAGAAUUAUUUUCCAGAUGUCAUCAAAUUAGAGUGGAAGAAAAACAAUGAAAUAGUGGCUGAAGGGAUGGUACAGAAUGAGAAUGAUAAAGCCACCAGUCUGCUCAAAAUCACUGAUGACAAAAACUUUGACGAGGCUCACUAUUCCUGUCAAGUGACUCAUGAAUCAUUAUCAAAUGGAGUUCAUGCAGAGAGCCUACCAAAGAAAACAGCUCAAAAUGAAAAAAAAGAGACCAGACCGGUCAUUGCGCCGACAUGUCCACCAGUGCAAUAUACUGAUGAUGAGAAAAAAGAAACCAUGUCUUUGUCUCCUUUUACUGUGGACACGUUUGCAUACACUGUGUUAAUCCUGAAGAGUGUUACUUAUUGUGGAAUCAUAUCCUUCCUGACUUACAAGAUGAAGUCUGCUGAGGCCCUUGGCAUCAAGAAGAGAGUGCCUUGAAGCACCAACUAUGUUUGGAGUUGAAAGAAAUAUACGCUAUUGUUGCUUGUCAAUUUUAUAACAGCUUUGUUUUACGAUAAUUGAUUGUAUUUUAAUUAUUUUGUUCCAUGUUUUAGCAAUGGUUACAUAUUAAGAAAUGUGUUAAUUUUAAUGUGGCUGGAUGUGAAAAAAGAUUUAUAAAAAAUAAAGCAGGUUUGCUAGUUUAGUAGCUUUGUAAGCAUGCUUAUGAUUAUUAUAGCAGGUUGGAAAAUAGUAUAUCAUUUUAUUUUAAAAAAAUAG